AUGAAGAAAGUACACGCACAAGGCGAAGUUAGCGAGGUUAGUGAGGCCACUGAGGAUAAUAGUGCACCCGAGAAAGCCCCUCCGAAUAAAGGGCUAUCGAAAAUCGAUUUCGCAAUGAGGAUAGUGGCCGCUAUCGCUACCUUGGGGAGCACCAUUGCAAUUGGUACAACCAACCGUACGCUCCCGUUUUUCGCACAGUUUGUUCGUCUCCAGGCUCAGACGCGAGACCUCCCUGCAUUCACGUUCUUUUUGGUCUCGAACGGCUUAGCAACUGCAUACCUUGUUCUUUCGCUUGCGUUGUCCAUAUUCCAUAUGUUGAAGAGUGGCGCGAAGCUCACGAGGGUCGUGCUCGUCAUACUCGACAUGAUAAUACUAUCUCUUCUGACUGCCGGUGCUUCUGCUGCUGCUGCAAUCGUGCAUGUGGCCCACCAGGGAAAUGCAGAGGCCAAUUGGAUCGCAAUUUGCGAGAAAUACAACUCGUAUUGUGAGAGAGUCUCGGGCUCUCUAGUCGGGUCCUUCAUUGGAGUUCUUAUUCUCAUGAUGCUGAUAAUCUUGUCGGCUCUUGCUCUGUCUCGAUCAUAA
Messenger RNA from Striga hermonthica, 582 nucleotides. The record is from the annotation of a GenBank genome assembly. Lineage: Eukaryota; Viridiplantae; Streptophyta; Magnoliopsida; Lamiales; Orobanchaceae.